AUGUCCGAAACGAAAGACUCCGAACACAAUGCAACAACUCAUAUAGAAGAUGGGAGUACUCUUCCUGUAACCAAAGAGGAAUUUCAAGAUGCGUUACAGGAACUCAGUGAUAGCGAGAUGGCUAUGAGCACUUGGCAGGCAGCCAAGGCCCACAAACGCAUUCUUAUGUAUUCUAUGGUCCCAUUUCUUUGCGGAAUGGCAUAUGGGUAUGAUACUGUUGCGAGCAGUUCAACUAUUGCGAUGCCCUCCUUUUUACUUUCCUUCGGAGCAGUGAACCCGGAGACUCACUCGCUUUAUGCCCCCUCAAUUUGGAGUGCUUUGUGGACUGCAAUGGCCAAUCUUGGACAAGCGAUUGGAUCAUUUGCUAUCGGACCCUUGGCUGAGUGGAUCGGGCGUCGGUAUGCAAUCGUGUUAUUCGCUGUGCUCUCGUGUGCUGGCGUCGCUGUUCAGUUCACAGCAACCACCCGGUGGGCUCUUUUAAUUGGAAAGAUGCUCAAUGGAGUUUGCAGUGGUGGUAUCAUGGCUUGUGGAACAACCUAUGCAGCCGAUAUUGCUCCUGUCAAGUUGCGAGGGCCAAUAUUGCAGGGUAUUGUUUUAUUUACUGUCGCCAUGCAGGGCACUGCUCUUGGGAUUGUGCGAUCAAUGGUCACCAAUACAGCGCCGAUCGCUUGGAAGGUCGUGUUUGCCAUCCAAUGGCCUGUAGCUGUCUUGCUGUUUUCUGCCCUGUGGAUUCCUGAGUCUCCGGGGUGGCUCAUCUCCCAAGGAAAACCUGAAGCGGCACGCCGCUCACUUAUCCGACUAUAUGGCCAGAAUGACACUAUCGAUCUUCGACUUCAAUCUCUCCAGAAUGUCCUCGCUGCAGAAAGAGCACUUCAGACCCACGAUAAGCCAUCCUUCGUCGAAUGCUUCAGGCCCGCCAAUCUCAAGCGCACGCUCACAGUCUGCCUGGUCAUGUUCGGCACGGGCCUUCUGGGCGUCUCAUUUUUGAAUCAGAAUACUUAUGUCCUUCUUACACUUGGUCUUCCUGCCGUACAUGCUUUUGAUAUCGGGGUCGGCGGCUUCUUCCUUGCCUGUGUAGUGAUUGUGAUCUCCUGGCUUUUCACCGACGCCAUUGGCCGCCGCCGGCUAUGGCUGAUUGGUGUCACCGGUACGAUCCUGGGAAUGGCCACGAUCGGAGGUCUGGCAUAUGUCAAAAAUACAGCUAGCCUGUGGGCCAUCGCUGUGGUCAUGAAUCUUCUCAUCCCAUGGCAGGUCUACACUUGCACCGGUAUGGCUUGGACAAUGACCCCGGAAAUCUCGUCGUCUCGCCUUCGACAGCAUACCCAAUCCAUAGGGUUCCUAGUCCAGGCGGUAUCAAGCUGGGUUUUCCAUAUGAUCGUGCCAUAUAUGUAUAACACCGAUGCUGGGAAUCUUGGUGCCAAAACGGGGUUUGUUUUCGCUGGUCUCAGUGCCGUUUUGCUUGUUGCGUCGUGGUUUAUGAUCCCCGAAACGGCUGGUAAAUCUGUAGAGGAGAUCAAUAUGGCCUAUCAAGAGGGUGUUACUCCACGGAAGUUUGCCAGCUUCCAACUGAGCCCUGAGUCAUGA
Molecule: messenger RNA, 1584 nt
Organism: Penicillium macrosclerotiorum
Lineage: Eukaryota; Fungi; Ascomycota; Eurotiomycetes; Eurotiales; Aspergillaceae
Exons: 5
Coding region: 1-1584 (527 amino acids)
Biological process (GO): transmembrane transport; carbohydrate transport
Cellular component (GO): membrane
Molecular function (GO): carbohydrate:proton symporter activity
Source: RefSeq, a predicted model, not a curated record